Colletotrichum orchidophilum is the source of this 882-nucleotide messenger RNA. RefSeq lists its product as uncharacterized. NCBI's taxonomy places the organism in Eukaryota, Fungi, Ascomycota, Sordariomycetes, Glomerellales, Glomerellaceae. The record is from RefSeq and is a predicted model, not a curated record. The transcript is spliced from 2 exons. Bases 1 to 882 code for a protein of 293 amino acids.
AUGCCUGUCUACUCAGAUAAGCCAGACAGCCAACAAGCACUGUCAUACAGAGACAACACUUACCCUUCAUACGAUAUAAAAUACGACCUGCCCUCGACCAAGUUCCUAGGGACACUCAAAACCAUGUCCUCCUUACCGGAAAACAGACCGUUGAACCCCAGCGUCAUCUUCCGAUCCUUGACCCCUCCUUCUCAACACUCGUCCACCUCAUCUCACAAUGGCUCAUCUCCAGUGUUUCUAAAGUUCAUCAUCAGCACCGUCGCUCUUCUGCGGUUCAUCGCCGUCGCUCUCAGUCUCACACUGGUCUUCCUCGAGUGUGACGGUAGAAGGCGCUACGAUGGCCUCGCCAAGCUCUUCAUCUCCCUGGCCAUCCUGCAGCUCCUAUGGCUCACCAUUGCGCUAUUGGUGCAGGGCAGGCACCGUCCGAACAUCCGGAACAAGCCCGUGAUUAUCGACCUCGGAUGCGUUAAAUGCAUCUUUGGCCGCCGUGGAUGGGGUGGUGACGACGACGAAGAAAGCACCGGUGGCAUUCUCAGCUGGUUCCAUGACGAUAAGAAGAAGAGGAAGGCGCUGAGCUGGGUUUACACUGCUCUCGACAUCACCUUUGCCGCUUCUUCUUUCACGUCGGGUGUCAUUGCCGCUGGCGACCCUUACUGUUGGCUUUAUGAGGGCCAUGUUGGCAUCGCGGUUGUUGCCAUCGUCUUAGGUGUUUUGGAGGCCGUUAUUGCAAUCGCCCAGCAGUUCUCAAUCUUGAGGCGUGCCAAGGUCCAGGUCUUGUGGGACGAGGACGACGAGGACGACCUUGGCUUGCACAAGUACCGCAUUCGACUUCCCCAAGCUCCGGAGCAGAGACAUGCCCCCAUGUCUAUUUCUUCCGAGUAA